GCACUUGAACGCACCAUAACUUUAUGGCCAAAACAGCUAACAAAUGGUUAGCAACAGAGCAGUUAGCUAAAGCUUUGUUUCCUGCGUAGUGUAGCCAACUUGCUUCAACCUGUUGGAUUCACAAUUUAAUAUGUUUAACUCCGGCGAAAGACAAUGCUUUAUGUUGGAUAGGUAAUUUGGUUGCCUUAUUUAUUUCUAUUUACCUAGCUUUAACUCCAGCAACAAACCGAGGCUGAAGUAACUCAUAGUAGCUCAUAUUGAUAUUUUCUCCGGGAGUUAGCGUAAAGUAACGUAAAACUCUAGUAAAGUAUGUAAAGUUCGGGAAAUAAUAAAAUGUCAGUAAAAGUAAGUAGUUCAACGUUAACUAUUUUUUUCUGAUAAUCUUCGACAACUGAACGAGGAAAUGUAUCAGAACCUGGUCAGUCCCAUGUACUGCUCCGUUUAUCUUCUGAUAUCUUUGCCAAAAUUAUUUAUUUCUCUACCACAUAGUUCAGCAUAUGUGAGACAGUAUUAGUGUAGUCAAAUUAGAGAAAUUGAAAUACUUUGUAUUAGUAAAUAAAAAUCCAUUCAUUGGUCAUGGCGAGUGCCUUCGCUGCAAAGAUGGGAUUUAACUCACUGUUGAGAAAACAAUCCAGGACCUUCAGCGUCAGGAUAUGCACGAUGGAGUCAGACUUGGAGUUCAGCUGUGAGGUCAAGUGGAAAGGAAAAGACCUUUUUGACAUGGUGUGCCGAGCUCUGGGACUAAGAGAGACAUGGUUCUUUGGUCUCCAGUACAACAUCAAGGACACUGUUGCUUGGCUGAAGAUGGAGAAGAAGGUUCUAGAUCAGGAGGUGCCAAAGGAGGAGCCAAUCACCCUUCACUUCCUGGCCAAGUUUUACCCCGAAAAUGCUGAGGAAGAGUUGGUGCAAGAUAUCACACAGCAUCUCUUCUUCUUACAAGUGAAGAAGAACAUCCUGGAGGAGGAGAUACACUGUCCACCAGAGGCAUCUGUGCUGUUGGCCUCCUAUGCUGUCCACGCCAAGUACGGAGACUAUGACCCUAGUGUUCACAAACCUGGCUUCCUGGCAGAGGAGGAAUUGCUGCCAAAGAGGGUGAUUAACUUGUACCAAAUGACUGCAGAAAUGUGGGAGGAGAGGAUCACGGCAUGCUAUGCUGAGCACAGGGGUAGAACAAGGGAUGAAGCUGAGAUGGAGUAUUUAAAAAUAGCUCAGGACCUGGACAUGUAUGGUGUCAAUUACUUUUUAAUCAGGAACAAAAAAGGAACUGAUCUUCUCCUGGGCGUGGAUGCCCUGGGUCUACACAUCUACGAGCAGGACAAUAGACUGACACCCAAGUGCUCCUUCCCCUGGAACGAGAUCCGCAACAUCUCCUACAGCGAUAAGGAGUUCACGAUCAAACCUCUAGACAAAAAGACCAAUGUUUUCAAGUUCAACUCUUCACGUCUGAGAGUAAACAAGUUGAUCCUUCAGCUGUGUAUAGGAAACCAUGACCUGUUUAUGCGUCGGCGGCGGAUAGACUCGCUUGAAGUGCAGCAGAUGAAGGCACAGGCCAGAGAGGAGAGGGCCAGAAAACAGGUGGAGCGGCAGCGUCUGCAAAGGGAGAAGCAACUGCGGGAGGAGGCAGAGAGAGCCAGGGAUGAGUUACAGAGGCAGCUGAUUCAGCUGCAGGAUGAGGCUCACAUGGCCAAUGAUGCCCUGCUGCGUUCAGAACAGACGGCAGACCUGCUGGCUGAGAAGGCACAGAUCGCAGAGGAGGAGGCCAAGCUGCUGGCCCAGAAAGCUGCCGAGGCCGAGACAGAGAUGCAGCGCAUUAAAGUGACCGCCAUUAGGGGUCAGGAGGAGCGGCGGCUCAUGGAGCAGAAGAUGCUAGAGGCAGAGAUGCUGGCUCUCAAAAUGGCAGAGGAGUCAGAUAGGAGGGCCAAGGAGGCUGAGCAUCUGAAACAGGACCUGCAAGAAGCUAGGGAGGCGGAGCGCAGGGCAAAGCACAAGCUGCUGGAGAUCACCAGCAAGGCUGUCUAUAUGUCUCCUGGACUCCCGCCUGACUGCAUGCCUCGUGACCUGAGCUUCAGCAGGGAGAACCUCAGCUUUGACUUUAAAGAUACUGAUAUGAAACGCCUCUCCAUGGAGAUCGAAAAAGAGAAAGUUGAGUACAUGGAGAAGAGCAAGCACUUGCAGGAGCAGCUGAAUGAGCUGAAGACAGAGAUUGAAAGUCUGAAGCUGAAGGAGAGAGAGACUCCUCUGGACAUCAUUCACAACCACAACACAGAGCAGGGGACCAGCAAGCACAGCAACUUUAAAAAGCUAACACUGCAGAGCACCAAGACCAGAGUUGCCUUCUUUGAGGAACUUUAAACUACUUACCUUUAAAGGCAGGGAUACACAACUGCCAACAGCAACGUCUACAUUCCUGGUCAGAGUAAGUGACUAACUGCACUACAAGGCCUUAUAACCCACCUCUGGGAAACCACUAUUAAAAUAACACUAUGGAGGAAAAAUGACCACUACCUUGAUCUGUGCAAUCUCCUUGGGCUUCAUGUGUAAACACAAAAAGACUGUACAUGUAAUGUUCCUUUAAAAGUCUGUUGUAAUAAUUCUCCGAUUUUGCUUUAAAACUGUGUUUACAGCGAGUGGGUGAACUGCAGAGCAUUCCUCUUAAACAUUUUGAAGUGAAUUGCCCUUGGGUUUUAUUAGUGUCACAAUGAAGGUUGACCAUGCAAAAAAGGGAAAGAACAGGCAGUGAAUAUGGACGGCCCCUGUUACACUGUGGGCUUAAUGAAACGGUAUUGGUGGAGUUUACGAUCGUUAUCAUAUCAUGUCCUACUGGGAUGACCUACAUUUGCCUGUUCACAAUGGUUUUGAAAUUUGAAGAGAAACUUAAUGCUCAAAGUUAAAAGUUGAACAAGACAAUGUGUGAUCAUUAGGCUGAUACUCUGACCCAGUUCAGCAGUGUGCAGUAUCUGUAUAUUUUAGACGUGUUAUUUCCAUUUUAUUCAAAAGUGCCAAUUUAUAUCAUAUAUAUACUAUAUAUACUUUUUUUUUCUUUUUAGUGGCAUGAAUUAAUGAAAAAGUGAAUGUUCCAAAGGAAAUGCAGUCAUUUAUUGCUAAACGUGGGAGUUGAUGGGCUGUGAUGGAUUUGGUGAAGUGUAGAUAAAGCCUUUUAAAUGAGGCGUAAGGACUUAUGUUUACACCUUAUACACAUGACGAGGUUAUGUUACAUAUCUCUGGCUGCUUACAGCAGUUGAUGAAUGUGUUCUUUGAGACUUAGUGCACUGUGCUCUCCUGAUAGUGAGGAGAUGAUCCUUUGUACCACGUUGCUCUUAGGAACUAAAUUGGAUGAAGGAGCUGUGAUUUUUUUUAUUUUAUUUUUUUUAUGAUUUUUUUUUUAUGAUGUGAGCUUAUGUCACACCUAUCAUCUAUUUUUUUCUGAAAGCAACCACUCUUUCAAGUGUCUUAUUGAAUUGCUAUACUCUUCCUUUGAAAGAAAUAUCUUUUUUGGGAAUUAUAAUGUGAAGAACAUGUUUCCUGUCUGAAUUGAACAAAAAUAGAAAGCAGUAUUUAAAAUGAAACCUGUGGUGAAUUUAUAGGACAUAUAUCUCUGGAUUAACGUUGUGAUAUUGAUAUUUGUGCUUUGCUUGUAAAAUAAUAAAAAAAAAGACGAAAUGAGGUUUGAUA
Solea senegalensis (Senegalese sole) is the source of this 3672-nucleotide messenger RNA. RefSeq names its product neurofibromin 2a (merlin) (gene nf2a). The transcript has 16 exons. The coding region runs from base 577 to 2352 and encodes 591 amino acids. The record is from RefSeq and is a predicted model, not a curated record. Gene Ontology annotation, cellular component: cytoskeleton; filopodium; adherens junction. Gene Ontology annotation, molecular function: cell adhesion molecule binding; actin binding. NCBI's taxonomy places the organism in Eukaryota, Metazoa, Chordata, Actinopteri, Pleuronectiformes, Soleidae. Gene Ontology annotation, biological process: positive regulation of protein localization to early endosome; regulation of organelle assembly; positive regulation of early endosome to late endosome transport.